AUGGCGGAUCCGGUUAUAAUUCAUAUAUACGGUCUUAUUGAUUCUAACACUUUCAAAAAGGCCCAGUUCUGCGCCAAGAAACUCGUUCUUUCCGCUUCGAAAUAUUUCGGUGAACCAAUCAUUGAAAAGAUGUUCGAGUUUGAAUGGAUGCAUUUUAUUGAACAGCAGAAACAGGAACACAGAGGAGAGAUGUGGGUGUUCAAACACAAUGAGCUGAUUUUCAUUAAUGACGAAUUGAUUGGAGGUUACGAGGAUCUUUUGAAAUGGGCACAGAAUAAUGUCGCCUUUGAGGAUGAUUGGAGUUUGCCAUUGUACUUCGUCUUAACAGAAGAAGAUUACAAGAAUGAGUUAAAAGCAAAAAACCGCGACUUGAUGUACAUGUACAUUUCCAUCGACGACAAACCAGAAGGACAUUUUCUUAUUGAGCUAUUCAGUGAUAUUGUCCCAAAAACUUGUGAAAAUUUUAAAGCGAUAAGCAUGGGUCAUGUCACCGCAACAGAACGACUACUAACCUAUGAAAAAACAAUAUUUCACAGACUUGUACCGAACGGAUGGAUACAAGGCGGAGAUAUAAUAAGAGGAAAUGGUAGUGAUGGAAGAUCCAUUUAUGGAGAAACUUUCGAAGAUGAGAACUUUGCAAUUCCUCACAAUAAGCGAGGCAUACUGGGAAUGGCAAAUCAUGGCCGUCAUACGAAUAAUUCCCAAUUCUACAUUACAUUAACAGCCACACCCUGGAUGAACUGCAGAUAUGUAGCAUUUGGCCAGUUGCUGGAAGGCACAGAGUUGUUGGAAAAAAUGGAAGAGCAGAAAACGAUCAAUGAACACCCGAUUAAUAAUAUUAUGAUUACAAAAUGUGUGAUGCUCGACUUUGAGGAAGACAUCGAUGACAAUAUUCCAGAUUUCUCAAUUGGGCUGGAAGAUAUCCCAAAUAAAGCCGAUGAGGAUGAAACACAAGAAAACGAUGAAAAAGCGUCAACAGAAAAUGAACAAAUACAAAAUGGUGAAUCACAAAACGAAGUUCAAAAAGAAAGUACACAAGAAUCAAGUUCAGAAAAUUUAUCUGUUAAAAAAGAAAUUAUACAAGAUGAGGAAAUUAAUUAA
Acanthosepion pharaonis is the source of this 1101-nucleotide messenger RNA. The record is from the annotation of a GenBank genome assembly. Lineage: Eukaryota; Metazoa; Mollusca; Cephalopoda; Sepiida; Sepiidae.